AUGGUCCCAAUCGCAAACUCCACGAUCCAUGUCCCCAAGGCGGACAGGAUCCAGAUAUUUGUGGUCGGACUCGGCAUGGUUGGCAUUGGUAAGUCGUACCAGCACCUCCUGUGCCCUAUCCGGUUCAAGGCCUCGAAAGUCGCCGAGUGACAGUGAAAUCUCGGUCGCAUAUCGGCAUCGGAUCAUGAGAUCCGAAGUGCUGGAGUGAAGAGGGCCCUGUACUGACUCUUUUGCACAACCUCCUUCACAGCCUUCAUUGAAAAGGUGCUCAAUCUCGAUCAAGACAAGCGCUACUUCAUCCGAACCUGUGGCGAGGAGAAGCACCUGGCCUACAACCGAGUCGGCCUGACCGAGUAUUUUCAACACCGCAACGUCGAAGAUCUGUACCUGAAUGACCCGAAAUGGUACGCGGAACAAGAACCCGAUCGAGUCGCCUUCCACGUUGGCGAACAAGCCACUUUGAUCGACUCAAAGUCCAAGACGGUCAGUACGUCCAAGGGUAACACCUUUUCGUACGACAUCCUCGUCCUCGCCACCGGCUCUGGAGCAGGUCUCCCACCCUACGUCUCGAUUGAGCAAGCCGAGAAGACGACCGGUGUGUUUGUCUACCGCAAUAUCGCCGACCUCGAGUCGAUCAUGGACUACGCCGAGUUGCCUCACAUCAGUCGGGCUUCGGUCGUCGGAGGUGGUUUACUCGGUCUCGAAGCCGCCAAGGCAGUGUACGAUAUGCCCGGUGUUCCCGACGUCUCCAUCUUGAUCCGCCAGAACUACCCCUUGAAUCGUCAGCUCGAUCCUUCUGCGGGCGAGUUGGUGCUGCGCAAGAUUGAAAACAUGGGGGUCAAAGUCCUGACACAGUGCGAACCCCAAGCGAUCACAACCCGGACCGACGGGAAUGGUCAAGAGGUUUUCACUGGUUUCACCACCAGUGACGGCGAGCACAUUGAGAGUGAUUUGACCAUCUUUGCGAUCGGAAUCAAGCCGCGGGACGACCUUGCCGCAGCGAGCGGGAUUCGGUGCGCACGAAGAGGGGGUAUAGACGUUGGUGACGACUUGAUGACCAGCGAGCAAGAUAUCUACGCUAUCGGUGAAUGCGCCAGCUGGAGAGGCAAUGUGAGUGAUAUUCUGGGUAGGUUUUUACUCGAACCAUGUGACUUGGUGCUGACAUCGCCUCCUGUUCGAAGACUUAUGGCCUGAUCGCCCCCGGAGUGGAGAUGGCCGACAUUCUGGCAUUUAACCUUGUAAGCUCCUUUCGGAGUCACUUGACCCUAGUUUUAGUUGCUCACCAUCAAAAUUCGGUUCAACAGACUCAAACAGCGGGCCAUGCGCCUCGAAAGAUGAACGAUCCCGAUCUCUCCACCAAGCUCAAGCUGAUGGGUGUCGACGUCGCUUCUUUCGGUGACUACUUUGCGGACGAGCGCAUGGUCAAGGACAUCGAGGCUGCCGAGAAGAAGCAGGUCGAGGAGGGUGUCGAAAUUGCUUCGAGCAAGCCUAGUCGACGAAAGAAAGGGCCUCGAGACACCAAAAACGAUCCCAUCAAAUGCUUGACCUACCACGAUCCCUUUUCGUCGACGUACAAGAAGUACAUUUUCACGGCCGAUGGCACUCAUCUCCUCGGCGGAAUCAUGAUUGGCGACGUCGCUUCCUUCACCAAAAUGGUUUCAAUCGUCAAGAAGAAGAAGAAGCUCGAUUGCCCCCCGUCCGAGUUCAUCAUGGGCGCCAAGAAGGAAGGCGAGGAUGAUGGCGCCGAUCUGGACGAUGAUGCGCAAAUCUGCUCCUGCCAUGUCAGUACCUGAGCUAUAUCAGCUAACCAGACAGCAUCCCAACUGAUGCAUUUCAUAUUUCAAUGUCACAAUACAGAACGUGCUCAAGGGUGCCAUCGGAGCUUGCAUCAAGGACGGGUGCACUGACUUUGCGACGCUGAAGUCCAAGACCAAGGUAGGCGCGGGCUGCGGUGGCUGCGUCCCACUGGCGACGAGCAUCUUCAAGGCCGAAAUGAAGAAAGCCGGUCACGCGACCAACAACGACCUCUGCACCCACUUCAAGAUGAGCCGUACCGAUCUUUUCCAAGUGGUCAAGAUCAAGCAGUUGCGCGACUUUGCAACCAUCGUCGCAACGGUCGGCGCGGGCAAGGAUCGCCAGGGGUGCGAGAUUUGCAAGCCCGCCGUCGCUUCGAUCCUGUCCUCGCUCUAUAACGAACACGUCAUGCUACCCCAACAUCAUGGUCUUCAGGAUACCAACGAUCGUUUUUUGGCCAACAUCCAACGCAACGGUACCUUCUCCGUGGUGCCGCGCAUGGCCGGUGGUGAAGUGACGCCCGAGAAGUUGAUCGCCUUGGGUGAGGUUGCCAAGGAAUAUGGACUGUACACCAAGAUCACCGGUGGCCAGCGUAUCGACCUCUUCGGUGCACAGAAGCGCGACCUGCCCGACAUCUGGGAGAAGCUGAUCGCCGCUGGGUUUGAGUCGGGUCACGCCUACGGUAAAUCGUUGCGAACGGUCAAGUCGUGUGUGGGAACCACCUGGUGUCGCUAUGGUGUCGGGGAUUCGGUCGGACUUGCGAUCGACCUUGAGAACCGCUACCGAGGUGUUCGAUCGCCCCACAAGUUCAAGGGAGGAGUCAGUGGAUGUGUACGAGAGUGCGCCGAGGCCCAGUCAAAGGACUUUGGCCUCAUCGCAACCGACAAAGGAUGGAAUGGUGAGUUCCCCGAUCCGAAGACUUGUCCUGAUGAUCUAUUCGAAUUACUAAGACCUGUCUCACCAAAAUAUGCAGUCUUUAUCGGUGGGAAUGGUGGAGCUAAUCCUCGCCAUGCCCAUCUGUUCGCCAAGGAUGUCCCGCCGACCAAGGUCGUUCGCAUCAUUGAUCGCUUCCUCAUGUUCUACAUCCGUACCGCCGAUCGUUUGGUGCGCACGGCACCCUGGGUCGAAAACUUUGAUGGCGGUAUCGAAAAGCUUAAGAAGAUUCUCCUCGACGAUGAGCUUGGCAUCUGCGGUGACUUGGACCGAGAGAUGGACGCGCUUAUCGGCACUUACAAGGACGAAUGGGCUGCGGCUAUCACCGAUCCCGAACUGCGCAAGUCCUUCAAGCAAUUCGCCAACACCGACGAGAGGCGCGUCGGGAUUGAGCCGAUCACCGAGCGUGGUCAGAACCGACCCGCCGACUGGCCCAAGAACUUCCCCGCCAAGCGAUUCGAGGACGACGAGGUGCCGACCCCUCGCUCGGACUGGGAGUGGGUCAAUCUUGCUACCACGCAGGAUCUUAUGCCCACAGAGGCCAACACAACGUGAGUGGUUGUACCUACGCUUCCACUUCGGUAGCCGAAAUUUACAUGAAUGCGAUGUCUGAACCGAUUCUCGGCCUCGGCUUUGUGACCCCGAACAGGAGCGCCGCGGUUCGAUAUGGGCAAGACACCCAGCUCGCCAUUUUCCACGUUCCCAAACGUGGCUAUUUCGCCACACAGCAAAUGUGCCCUCACAAGCGUGCUUUCGUACUCGAACACGGUAUCAUCGGAGAUGGUGAGUGGAUUUAGUGCUUGUUGUGCAUAUGGCGAAUAUUGGCUGACGGAAACUCUUCAUCCGACGCUAGACGCCAAUGGCAACCUUUACGUGUCGUGCCCGCUGCACAAGCGCAACUUCCGCCUCGACACGGGAGAAUGCACAAACGACGAAGAAUACAAGGUGCUCGCGUUCGAGGUCAAGAACGAAGGCGAGGACCUAUUCGUCAAAUUGCCCCCCGCCGAGGAGCUCGACGCGCUGAUCGGCUCGACCAAAUGGAUGGUCCGCAAGGCGACGGCCGAGGCGCUGGGACGGAACUCGGCUACGGCGAUCGAAAUUGUGGGACCUUCAGGAGAGUUGGAUGAGGAAAGAUUAGCGGCUAGUAAUGACUGUGCGACCAAGCACGAGAACGGUAGUGGAUGUGGCUCGAACAAGUUGGAGUGGUGA
Molecule: messenger RNA, 3936 nt
Organism: Microbotryum saponariae
Lineage: Eukaryota; Fungi; Basidiomycota; Microbotryomycetes; Microbotryales; Microbotryaceae
Source: the annotation of a GenBank genome assembly